AUGAAUAAAAACUACAUUCAAGUGGUUAAAGUUACAACUUGUAACUGGUUCGAAACGGGUAGAACAGGAAUGACGGAGAGUGCUCUCAAGCCAACCGAAAGAAUAUGUGGUAAGGAAGUUAAUCCAAAACGUGAUAAAAGGCAGCAAAGGGUGUUGGACUGCAGCUGCAAUUCAAAUUAUGAAGAUUUUUGGGGAACCAACUGCUCCCUGUUUGUCGAUCCAUCCAAUGGACCAAAGAAUGGUGAACCAACAAACCCAGUCCACUCCCUGGUCAAGAGGGUGUCUGAUUUCUUUCACCCUGUAGGAUUAUCACUAAUAAAGAUGUUAGAAAAUUGUUUAAUGUACGUAAACAAACCAACAGUGGAACUUGAUGUAACUUGUUUCCUGGGAGAGCAUGAACUACGUUUUAGGGGUCACAAUGAAGCAAGUGGAUCCGCCAAUCAAGGAAAUUACAUGGACCUUCUAAGUUUUUUAGCAAAAUACGAUGAUACCCUAAAAAAUCAUUUUUUUGAUACGACAACUUUUCGAGGUACCUCAAACAGAAUCCAAAAUUAUUUAAUUAAAUGCACUGCCGACGUUCUGAUGGAUCACAUUAAAAGUGAAAUUAAAAAAGCACCUUUCGUAUCAAUUGCGCUUGAUGAUACCACAGAUGUAGCAAAGUUAAGUCAAAUAUCCAUUGUUGUGCGAUAUGUAUUGGAUGGCAUUCCUCAAGAGCGAUUCUUAGGAUUUUUGGAUGUCACUAGCGAACGAACUGCAGAUGCAUUGUUUAAAAUUGUUUGUGGCAUUAUUUCAAGUUAA
Molecule: messenger RNA, 798 nt
Organism: Psylliodes chrysocephalus
Lineage: Eukaryota; Metazoa; Arthropoda; Insecta; Coleoptera; Chrysomelidae
Source: the annotation of a GenBank genome assembly